UUUUCAGCAAUGCCUCUAACAAAACGGGCGGUAUCACCGGUAAACCUCAGCAGAGGCACAAUUCCAUCAACAAUCCAUCGUGAUGAGCUUCAAUGUACUGCUAAUGGGACAAUCGCCAAUUUAGUACGACAAUUGAGCUCGUUGAGUAAGCACGCUGAGAACAUCUUCGGAGAGAUUUAUCACGACGCAAUGAUAAUAAAUCACAAAUCGAACACUCUUCAACAGAGAAUUGAUAGAUUGCACAAGAAAGUUGAAGAUUUGGAUUCAAAUUCCGAUCAAGCAACGUUGAAUGAAGCGAAUAUGCGAAAAGCAUUCAAAAGUUCAAUGCUUGUAGAUCAACAUAUUCUGGAUAGAAGCACUUUACCUACAGCAUUGACUGAAAUAUAUGCAAAAUGUGAUCCACCGCCGGAUCUUGAUGCUCUAAAUCCGUAUAGAGACUCUGAAAUCCCUGCGCUCUCUCUCUACACAAAUCCCUCGUUUUUCUUCGAUUUAUGGAAAAAGGAGACACUAAAAGAGGUUGCCGAACGGCCCAGACGGGUAAAAAGCCCGAACGACGGGAGUAAAAGCCCGAAAAAGCGGCGGAAGCAGCCUGGACAAGGCCCUCUCGGCACGACGGCCUAUAAUGAUAUGCAGCAUAGGAAUCGACAGAUUAGUGGAUCACGGAUUAAUCAGCAGAAUGAAGUUUUCUCGUUCCCGGAGGAAUAUCAGGCUCCGCAGGCUCUCGGGCUUCAGCUUAACUUUAAAAAUCAGCACCCCUCCAACAUGGUUGCCCCAAUCGGAAUGACAAUGCACCAUCAUCCUCAACAAAAUGUGCAUCCGAGCCAACAACGAGGUGGUGCUCCAGCAGCAGCUCGUGGAUCUCCGAAUGUUAAACGUCCGACUGAAGCUCCGCCGCCAGUGAAUCUGGAUCACCUCCCACCACCGGAUAUGUCAAUUUUAUCGAUUGAUGAUGAUGAUGAUGAUCUUCCACCACCACCACCACCGCUUCUCAUGAAUACAUCAAUUGUACAUCAGUUACCAGCAGAAGCUCCGUCGACGAUACAGUUUGUCGAGCCGAGUGCUGCUCCGCCGACUAAUAUCCCUCCACCACCUCCACCACCACCUCCAAUGGUUAUAAGCUCGGCUGCAGCGUCAUUUGCAGCUCCGGCUCCAAAGCCAUCCGCGGACGGUGAAGCUGCUGGCACAAAUUCCCCAGUUGCUCCAAAACAACCAGAUGCUCGAAGUGAUCUUUUGGCUCAAAUUCAAUCUGGAAUAAAGCUGAAAAAAGUGCAAAGAGCCGAGGCAGAAGCCGCCGAGAAUGCUGCUCUCGAGGCGAAUAAUGUUGCGGCGAUAUUGAAGAGACGAAUGGAUCAAGUUAUGGGAAAUGAUGAUUCAAGUAGUGAAGAAGGAGCUGAUGAUGAUGAAUGGGAUGAUUAAUUGCUCUCUUUUGUGUCGAUUUACGCAGAUCUCGUGUACUCCUCGAGGAGAAGAUUCUACAGAUUUUGGCUAAAAAUGCUUGAUUUUCGCUAUUUUUUCCUUGAAAAUUAACAUUCAAAGCGGUGAUUUUUAAGCGAAAAACCCGUGAAAAUAGCUCUAAAUCAAGCAUUAUUACCCAUUUUUGCAUUUUUACUGAUUUUUUCGGUGAAAAAAAAAACGAUUUUUCGCUGAAAUUCUUGAUUUUCGCUAUUUUUACUUGAAAAUUAACAUUCAAAGCGGUUAUUUAUGCACUUUUAAGUGAAAUCUGAGUGUUUUUAAAGUUAAAAAUAAAAAUAAUUCAUUGAUUUUUGCCAAAAAAAAAACCGUGAACAUUGCGAAAAUGGCUCAAAAUCAAGUACUUUUUUUUGCUAAAAUGGUUGAUUUUGAGCCAUUUUCGCUAUUUUCACGGUUUUUUUUUGUCGGUGAAAACUUUAAAAUCGCUCAAAUUUCACUUAAAACGCUAUAAAUAACCGGUUUAAAUGUUAAUUUUGAUAGAAAAAUAGCGAAAAUCAAGCAUUUUUAAGCCAAAAAACUGUAAAAUCUUCUCCUCGGGGACUACACGAGCUGCGUAAAUCGACGCACACUUUUUCGAAUUUUCUUGUGUAAAUACUGCCUUGCUUUAAUUUAUUUAUUCAAAAAUUUUUAAAAUUUUUUCCGCUUUCCUGUUUCAAAUGAACUGAUUUUUCUCAUUUUUU
Messenger RNA from Caenorhabditis elegans, 2150 nucleotides. RefSeq names its product Wiskott-Aldrich syndrome protein family member (gene wve-1). The record is from RefSeq and is marked reviewed. Gene Ontology annotation, molecular function: actin binding. The transcript is spliced from 5 exons. Gene Ontology annotation, biological process: actin cytoskeleton organization. NCBI's taxonomy places the organism in Eukaryota, Metazoa, Nematoda, Chromadorea, Rhabditida, Rhabditidae. The coding region runs from base 10 to 1416 and encodes 468 amino acids. Gene Ontology annotation, cellular component: cytoskeleton.